AUGGGUAAACGAUACUUCUGCGACUACUGUGAGCGCUCCUUCCAAGACAACAUGCAUUACAGAAAAAAGCACGUUUACGGCUUCAGCAUCAGCGAGCCAAAAAAGCCUGAUCUAUAUGUCAGCCAAGCCCAUCGUCCUGAACACCAGGUGUCUGCAUGCAUCAAAGAGGAGGAAGAGGAAAAAUCAGCAUACAUCAAGGGAGAGGAGGACUUCGUACCCAUUAAAGGUUUCAGCAAAUAUCUUGGUCCUGAGUGGCAGGAGUCUGAGUCUCCUGGCGUUAAAGAGGAAGUGGAGCACCCACAUAUGAAACUGGAAGAGCCAGAGCACCCUCAACAGCAAAAUAGAGAACUGCAACUUCCACUCAAAAAGGAGGAGGUAGAGCUGCCAUACGUUAAAGAGGAGGACGAUAUCCCCAUGUUGACUGGUGAGCCCUUGAAGAGUGAGGAUGGUCUGAGUGAGGUCAACAGAGGGAUAGAGCCUCCAAGUGGCAGCAGCAACUCAACAGGAUUGCAAGCACACAUUUUCAUCGCACCAUCAGAUAGAAAUGGCACCACGUCACACUCCCCUUUCAAAGAUGGUGGUCAGAAGAAAUCUCACUGUGACGGUAAACUCUGCAAAUGCUCUCAGUGUGGGAAAACCUUUGCUAAUAACUAUACUUGUCGUAUGCAUAUGAGGAGCCACACUGGUGAAAAGCCUUUUAUCUGCUCAGUUUGUGGUCAGAAAUUCACUCAGAAGAGCAACUUAAACGCACACACCAGAACCCACACUGGUGAAAAACCUUUUGUCUGCUCAGUUUGUGGUCAAAAAUUCAUUCAGAAGAGCAACUUAAAUAGACACGUAACAACCCACACCGAAGAAAAAACGUUUUCCUGCUCAGUUUGUGGAAAACAUUUUGCCAAGACACGAGACUUAACAAAACACACAAGAACCCACACUGAUAAAAAACCUUUUGUCUGCACAGUUUGUGGUAAAAAAUUCCCUUGGAGGAGCCACUUAAGCGCACACUCAAGAACACACACUGGCGAAAAACCUUUUUGCUGCUCAGUUUGUGGCCAAAGAUUUAGUCAAAAGAGCACCUUCAACACACACUCGAGAACCCACACUGGUGAAAAACCUUUUUCCUGCUCAGUUUGUGGCCAAAGAUUCAGUCGAAAGGGUGGCUUAAAUGAACACACAAGAACCCACACUGGCGAAAAAGCUUUUUCCUGCUCUGUUUGUGGAAAACGUUUUGUUAAGACGCGAGACUUAACAAAACACACAAGAACCCACACUGGUGAAAAACCUUUUGUCUGCUCAGUUUGUGGUCAAAAAUUCACAUGGAAGAGCCACUUCAGCGCACACUCAAGGACACACACUGGCGAAAAACCUUUUUGCUGCUCAAUUUGUGGCCAAAGAUUCAGUCAAAAGGGUGGCUUAAACGAACACACAAGAACCCAUACUGGCGAAAAACCUUUCGUCUGCUCAUUUUGUGGUCAAAGAUUCAGUCAAAAGAGCACCUUUAACAAACACUCGAGAGCACACUCCGGCGAAAAACCUUUUUGCUGUUCAGUGUGUGGCCAAAGAUUCAGUCGAAAGAGCAACUUAAACAAACACUCAAGAACCCACACUGGCAAAAAACCAUUUUCCUGCUCCGUUUGUGGUCAAGGUUUCACUGAAAAGCAACACUUAAUAGUACACAUAAGAAACCACACUGGUGAAAAACCUUUUUCCUGCUCAGUUUGUGGCCGAAGAUUCAGUCGAAAGAGCAACUUAAACAUGCACAUAAGAACCCACACUGGCGAAAAAUUUGUGGUGAAGGAUUCACUUGGAAGGAUCAGAUGA
This is a messenger RNA of Nerophis lumbriciformis (worm pipefish), 1821 nucleotides long. The record is from RefSeq and is a predicted model, not a curated record. Lineage: Eukaryota; Metazoa; Chordata; Actinopteri; Syngnathiformes; Syngnathidae.